AUGGGGUCGAUAAGGGCGCUGUGGGGUGGGGCGGCCACGUGGGGUCCGGACCCAUGGAGGACGAAGAGGACGAGCGCGUUGCCGUGGUGCCUGGGGGCCCCCUGGGUCCGUCGGCGCUGAACCCGGCGGUGCUGCGCGUGCGUUACGCUGUGAGGGGACCCAUCCUGCAGAGGGCGCUGCAGCUCGAGGAGGAGCUGAGCCAGGGCGUCCCCCACCCCUUCACAGAGGUCAUUCGGGCCAACCUCGGUGAUGCUCAGGCUAUGGGGCAGAAACCCAUCACCUUCCUGCGCCAGGUGGCCGCUCUGUGCGUUUACCCCGAACUCCUGAAUGGGGAUUUUCCAGAAGAUGCCAAAGCGAGAGCGAGGAGAUUGCUGGAGGAGUGCGGGGGGCACAGCGUCGGUUCGUACAGCGGCAGUGUGGGGCUGGCAGCGGUGCGCGCAGACGUGGCGCGCUUCCUGCAGCGCCGCGAUGGAUUCCCGGCCUGCGCCAACAACAUCGUCCUGUCCUGCGGGGCCAGCGAAGCCAUCGUGGUGCGCCUCUAUGGGGGUCCUGAGUGGGUUAUGGGACUCUACGAGGGUCUAUGA
This is a messenger RNA of Lagopus muta (rock ptarmigan), 584 nucleotides long. RefSeq names its product glutamic--pyruvic transaminase (gene GPT). NCBI's taxonomy places the organism in Eukaryota, Metazoa, Chordata, Aves, Galliformes, Phasianidae. Bases 54 to 584 code for a protein of 176 amino acids. The record is from RefSeq and is a predicted model, not a curated record. Gene Ontology annotation, molecular function: L-alanine:2-oxoglutarate transaminase activity. The transcript has 6 exons.